AUGGCGAGAGAAAGAAAUAUCGGCUGGCUAAAUGCAGUGUGGCUUGCUGUCCAAAGGACCAAGGGUGAUACUAUCGCCAAGGUUUUGGAAUCAAUCCCACCAAAUGUGAUGUUCAUAAGAGAUUUAAUUGGACCUAGACUCCAAUCGUGGAACAUACUGCUCCAGCAGUUAACCACGGUACAGUUGUCACAAGGGUCCGAUGUAUUUCGUUGGAACCUACAUGGGAAUGGGCAAUUCUCAGUGGAGUCUAUGUAUAGAGCUUUGAUCCAAUCUUAUGUGCUAGUUGAUAAUAGCAAGAAGAUCUGGAAGACGAAGAUAUCUCUUAAGAAUAAAAUCUUUGCAUGGUAUCUUCAUCGCAGGGUUAUUCUUACUAAAGAUAACCUUAUUAGGAGGAAUUGGCAUGGAAGUUAUCUACAGAUGUACCGGGAUGCUUCGUUUAUGGUCCUCUCUACAACAAGUGGAGAAUUCAGACCUGUUUAUGGACGUGUAUACACGAUUGGAGACCACAACAAGGGAUACUUUUACCCAACAUCGUUGUGGCUACCUUUGGGCAAGGAGAAGGACAAUGCACUGGCGGUCGCUACAUUAUCGAAGAUUAGGCUCAUUCACUCAAUCAACAGGUAUGUUCGACGCUAUGAGCACCUUCAAAAACCCAGCAAGGGCACUCUUACCGCCGUCAAGGAUCCCAAGCCAAUCGUCCGGAUAGCCACCGAGGACAUGAAGUGUGUGGGGAUGCAGUAUCUUGAAGCCAUUCGGCGUCUCCGUGAUGCGGGCUUUGUCCCAGAUCGGAACAUAUAUAUUAUAUUUGUUCCCGAUGAGGAGAUUGGUGGACAUGAGGGUGUUGAGCUAUUUGUUGCAUCGAACGAAUUCAAGGAGCUGAAUGUGGGAUUGGUUCUUGACGAGGGACUUGCAUCCCCUAGGGAGGAGUACCGGGUGUUCUAUGCAGAACGUAGUCCUUGGUGGCUUACUAUUAAAGCAAAGGGAGCGCCAGGGCAUGGUGCAAAAUUGUAUGAUGGUAGUGCAAUGGAGAAUUUAAUGAAAAGUGUGGAGGCUCUUCGGAGGUUCAGGACAGCUCAGUUUGAUUUGGUUAAGUCCGGAGAGAAAGCUGAAGGGGACGUUGUAUCGGUGAAUUUUGCGUACUUGAAGGCUGGGACACCUACACCCACGGGUUUUGUGAUGAAUCUACAACCAUCUGAAGCAGAGGUAGGAAUUGACAUUCGAAUCCCUCCUAGUGUUCAUACUGAAGCACUAGAGAAGCGUCUUGCUGAAGAAUGGGCACCUUCUUCACGCAACUUGACUUUCGAGUUCAAACAAAAGGGCUCUGUCCUUGACAAGUUAGGGAAGCCAGCCAUGACAAUUGCUGACAGCUCGAACCCAUGGUGGCCUGUGUUUGAAGAAUCUGUGAAGCGAGCUGGUGGCAAACUUGGCAAGCCGGAGAUAUUUCCGGCUUCUACUGAUGCUCGUUAUUUCCGGGAAAUUGGGAUACCAGCUUUUGGCUUUUCCCCUAUGGCGAACACACCAGUACUGCUCCAUGAUCAUAACGAGUUCCUGAGCAAAGAUGAGUACCUCAAAGGAAUUGGGAUAUAUGAGUCCAUUAUAAAGGCGCUGGCCACACAUAAAGAUGACGGCAUCGACGAGGAGUCUAGGGCAGAACUGAGUAUACUACAUGGAUGGAACACCGUCAGAACAUCACGUGUACAACUCCAUGGUAAAAGAAUCGGCGAGUACCUGAGCACAGAUGGGCACCUCAAAGGGAUUGGGAUGUAUAAUUCGAUUAUAAAGGUACUGGCCAAGCACAAAGAUGACUGCAUUGACGAGGAGUUAGUGUCUAGAGCAGAGCUGUGA
Molecule: messenger RNA, 1845 nt
Organism: Triticum turgidum subsp. durum (durum wheat)
Lineage: Eukaryota; Viridiplantae; Streptophyta; Magnoliopsida; Poales; Poaceae
Source: the annotation of a GenBank genome assembly